UUGCUUGAAAUACCAGAACGUGUUAUAAUAAUUUAGCAUUUCCUUAGCUCUAACAUCUCUAAUUGCGUUAAUUAGCAUGAUGCACCUGCGCUGAAUUAGUUUAAAUUGCCUUAAGGAAAAAGAAAAAAAAAAAAAAAAGAAACAUGGAGACAUACAUUUCCAUGUGAGUCAGGGUAGAAGUGUCCACGAGUACAGACUAGUCUUGAAUGCUGAAACAGACCUCACAAGUACUUUUUUAAUGUUUUUUUUCCACCAAUCAGGAAGAAUGCUAAACGGUAACGAAUCCAAACCCAGGACUAUCCGUGUCCUGGCCAGGUCUCUAGGUCAGGUUCCUCGUUACAUAACGCUAUCGGUGAAAGUUUAUCUGGAGCUUACUGGGUGGUGACUAGUGGCAGGCACGAGGAGUAAAAUGCUACUCGAAAUUUUUCAAGAUAAUUACGCAUCUCAUUUACAUCUCAUCUUGUUAAAGUCAAAAUCCACCCUGAACAACUUAUGUAUUCAUCUUUAUAAUUAAUUAAUUGAUCUUUAGUGACUCCCAAGAUUUAUUUUGUCAAACAAUUUUGUUUAAAAAAACUUCUUUCGUUGAUAUGUUGGGCUGUUUCCACCUUGGUAAAAAAGAGAGCAAUGCAGCAGCGCUUUAGUUCUUCAGUCUGUCCAGCUCUCUCACCUCCUCAUCAAUACACUCUGCUCAAACAGCUCCCAAAGCUUCAACUUUCAUGCUAAUAUCACCAUCAACAGAAGAUUUUAGCAGUAGGCAGUUUCGUCACUCCCUGGAUACUCCAAGGCGACAAUGACUAAUCAGUAACUUCUAGGCCUCCUUAUCAGCAAACGAGUGACUUAUCCAUGCACCGCAGAUCCAGCUGAACUCUCAGAGCGUUUGUUAGUUUGCACUGUGCAUGAGCGUGUGUGUUGAUUGCUCUCAGACUGUUGGAGAAGUAUGGAGAGGAACCUGUUUGUCAAACUUUGAGUUAUGCGUCGGGAAUAACGACAUGGCAGAGGCGGACAGAGAUCCAGCGCCUGAUGAGAGCGGUCAUGAGCAGUCUCUGCGUAUUCUCAGAACACUGAUUCACAGGAAGAAUAAGACGAAGCCAAAUGGAAAGAAGCCGCCCACAGAGGAGAAGAAGCCGUACCUAGAGCCAGAAUGCACCAAAGUAAGGGUCGUUGACUUCGACCUUAAGGAGCUGGUGGUGUUGCCACCCGAGAUCGACCUGAACGAAUGGCUCGCCAGUAACACCACAACGUUCUUCAAUCUGAUCAACCUGCAGUACAGCACUGUGUCCGAGUUCUGCACAGGAGAUACGUGUCCCGUCAUGUCGGCCUGCAACACGACGUACUGCUGGCAAGAUGAGAGAGGGAAGAAGACAAAAUGCACGGCGCCACAGUACGUAGACUUUGUCAUGAGUUCAGUCCAGAAGCUCGUCACUGAUGAAGACAUCUUUCCCACAAAGUAUGGCAAAGAGUUCCCAAACACCUUCGAUUCGCUGGUGAAGAAGAUCUGCCGCUACCUGUUCCACGUGUUGUCGCACAUCUUCUGGGCUCACUACAAGGAGACGGUGGCCAUGGAGCUGCACGGACACUUAAACACACUCUACACGCACUUCAUCAUCUUUAUACGGGAAUUCAACCUGAUGGACCCCAAGGAGACGUCCAUAAUGGACGACCUGACCGAGGCCCUGUGCACCCCUCUGCCCCCUCCUCCACAGAACCACGUGACGGAGAGAUGAGGCUCGCACUUGUCUACCCUCCAUCCCACUGCUCAGGGGAGGACAGAAGGACCGCCCUUUCGCCUCCCACAAACUUCGCUCUCUUUUUUACGACCCGGUCAGGGUGGGUCAGCCUGGCCUGCGGGUGGCAGCACUCGCCGAAAUCCCCCCUUCCAGAGGCUGUACUGUUCUGCGAGCCCUUUAACCAGGAAGCAUUCACACUUUCACCCUCUUCCCUUUUUUUUUUUUUUUUUUUUUUUUUUUUUUUUUUUUUUUUUAAAGUUGGUUUGGUUUUCUCAUGCCUGUGUACUAAUGAGUUUGGGUUCGGAAUAUGGGACACUAAGUUUGGUUCGUCUCUUCCUCCUGACAUUAGCGCCAUCUAUCCAUCCAUGUUAGAAUGAGAAGAAGUGAGGAAGAUACUAGUGGCACUGUUUUUCUGUACAGUUUAAGAAGACUGAACUGUAGUCCUGGUCGUCUACAGAGUCUUCUCAAUCAUAUAAGAUGUUUUUGUUUUUUUUGUGGAGGCAUAACGAGUGUGAAAUUUAGACCUUCAGGACCAGACUGUUUACCCAUAAUCCUUUUAGUCUGACUACUUUCCACCCAAGAUGCUCUUUAUCCCAGCGUCUUAGACAAUGGUUGCACCUUUUCUUUUCUUUUUUUUUCCUAUUUUUUCUUUGUUUUCCAAACUACUAGAUAAUCUGGUCAGACCUUAUGCCCCCUCAGCGCUCCUCCAGCGCCGGAGCGUACCACAGGCGGCCAUAUUGGAUCCAUCUAGAAAGCAGCACCAGUCCGAAGGCUUCGCUUCCUGGUGCUUUUCCAUAAUGCAGCACAAUGACAAAGACAUUUUGUCUGCUACAUUUGAUUGUUCCAUAUCCCCUGUAAAGGUACAUCAAAAUACCCCUCCAUGUUUCAUUAAAAAAUGCCUAAGGGAACAAUUAGAUUGGAGUCGUGUCAGAAUCGAGGUAUCGCCCAGGCUCGCUUUGCAAGGACACUUUCGAAACAGAAAAGUGGCAAAAGAAUGUAAAACUAGUCUUUAUGUAUUUAACUGUUUGAGAAAAUUAUCCUGAGUGAGUGAGAGAGAGAGAACGAAAGAAAAAAAAAAAAAGAGGUGUAUGUAAGCAUGAAAGAGAAAGAUAUUUUAAAGUCCUCCCUUCAUCACUGUUCAGAGAGUUCUCUUAGGUUGAGGUUCUCUCAUUAGAGGGUUGGAUAUUCUUCAUUUUAAUUUAUUUAUCUUUUUUUUUUCCCCAUUUGGUUUAGUUUUGGCUUUUUUUUUUUUUCAGGACGCAGUUCUGGCUUUCAUUUUUAUGUAUUUUAAUAAUACUUAAGUUAAAAGCGAUUUAAUAUUUUAAGCUCUGCAAAUUAUACCCUAAUAAAAUAUUUAAAAUGUCACUAA
This is a messenger RNA of Pangasianodon hypophthalmus (striped catfish), 3096 nucleotides long. RefSeq names its product MOB kinase activator 2b (gene mob2b). The transcript is spliced from 5 exons. NCBI's taxonomy places the organism in Eukaryota, Metazoa, Chordata, Actinopteri, Siluriformes, Pangasiidae. The coding region runs from base 897 to 1724 and encodes 275 amino acids. Gene Ontology annotation, molecular function: protein kinase activator activity. Gene Ontology annotation, biological process: signal transduction; positive regulation of protein phosphorylation. Gene Ontology annotation, cellular component: nucleus; cytoplasm. The record is from RefSeq and is a predicted model, not a curated record.